AUGCCAAAGAAGGGGACUAAAUCUAAGAAGAAGGAGGUGGACGAUGUGCCCAAUCAACAAGAAAAUAAGCUUCCAGACUACCUGGAGCUCCAGCGCACACGCGUUGUCUGCAAUGAUGAUGCCCCCAUUUAUGUACACACAUUUAUAUGCCACUCUUCUUUAAUGGCUUUUCAUUUGUUGAUCAUGAUCACCUUCAUCACUUUAGCUUUGCACAUGUUUCCUUGUGAAAUUGUCUGUUUGACUCAAGGUUACCAACACUCGGGUACAUUUGCUGCUAUGGGAGUUGAUAAUAGCGUGUCAGUGGAGAAGUUUUGCAAGAACUUCAAAAUCGAAAUAAAUCGUCUCACUGAAGAUGAUAUGGAGUUCGAUAUGAUUGGUAUUGAUGCAUCAAUAGCUAAUGCUUUCCGGAGAAUCCUUAUCGCAGAGGUUCCUACUAUGGCAAUUGAGAAAGUCUUCAUGGUUGACAACACCUCAGUUAUAGCAGAUGAGGUUCUUUCACAUAGACUAGGACUUAUACCACUUGAUGCAGAUCCAAGACUCUUUGAUUAUAUCUCAGAAAACGAUGUCCCAAAUGAAAGGAAUACUAUUGUUUAUAAACUGCAUGUUUCAUGUCCAAAGGGUUCUCAACGAAUUACAGUGAAAUCAAGUGAACUAGAGUGGUUACCAGAAGGUAGCCAAUUAAGCAUGUCAGCCCCUGCACACUCUGGGGACAAACAGAAGACUUUCACUUCCUUCAGUCAAAGCCAAAAGGAGAUCUUAGAAAAGCCUCUUGGUGUGAAGUUUAAAGAUAUUACUAUUGCCAGGCUUGGGCCAGGACAGGCUAUUGAAUUCGAGGCACAUGCUGUUAAGGGAGUUGGGAAAGUUCAUGCCAAGUGGUCUCCAGUUGCGACGGCCUGGUACAGAAUGCUCCCUGAGGUUGUUAUUCUUGAAGAAAUUAAAGGUGGAAAGAGGGCAGUUGUUGCAAAGCCAAGGGCAUGCACACUCUGUAGAGAAUGUAUCAGGCCUGAAGAGUCGGAAGAGUCCACCGAGGGCGCGUCCGAAGCCCAGGAGUCAUCUGCGCCCUGGAAGCAAAUCGAGCUACGGCGUGUUAGAGACCACUUCAUAUUCACCAUUGAGUCCACCGGAAGUCUGCGCCCGGAGGUGCUGUUCACAGAAGCCGUGAAGAUUUUGGAAGAGAAGUGCGAGAGGGUCAUAUCUGAGCUAUCCUGA
Miscanthus lutarioriparius is the source of this 1209-nucleotide messenger RNA. NCBI's taxonomy places the organism in Eukaryota, Viridiplantae, Streptophyta, Magnoliopsida, Poales, Poaceae. The record is from the annotation of a GenBank genome assembly.